AUGCACUUGCCUGGAAAUCCCUUGCAAGAGGACACUGAGCCUGAGGUGAAUGUGCAGGAAGACGGGGAUGUCGGGGAUGUCGAAAUAGACACUGGCCCGACUGUUAUCCAAGCACAUGUGGAAUUGGCAAAGACACCUCAAUGCAACCAUGCCUGCACAGUCUUUGCAUUAGCAUUGGAGUUGUCAAUUCCCCAACUCCCAAACAUGUUGUGCUGCUUUGUUUUUGCUCAACUCAAUAUGACCGGCCCCCGCGAUCUGUUGCAAAUUCCUCCCGCAAAUUGUCCCCAAUGCAACAGGAGAAUCAGCAUUUUUAAUUUGGAACAUAAGACCGGAAAAGGAAUUGGUGGUUUUACUGAUGUGGGUAACACCUACAAAUGA
Molecule: messenger RNA, 378 nt
Organism: Suillus paluster
Lineage: Eukaryota; Fungi; Basidiomycota; Agaricomycetes; Boletales; Suillaceae
Exons: 4
Coding region: 1-378 (125 amino acids)
Source: RefSeq, a predicted model, not a curated record